Molecule: messenger RNA, 1761 nt
Organism: Cornus florida
Lineage: Eukaryota; Viridiplantae; Streptophyta; Magnoliopsida; Cornales; Cornaceae
Product: protein SOSEKI 5
Exons: 5
Coding region: 180-1484 (434 amino acids)
Source: RefSeq, a predicted model, not a curated record
AUAGCCGCAUCCGGUGUUGAACCUCUGCUCCCUCCCCCCUUCCGUCCACAUUUUCUCCUGUUCACACCCUGCCCAUCUUCUAGACGCGAACUCUCUCUCUCUCUCUCUCUCAUUUAAAAAAAAAAUUUCAAAGCACGUUGAACGAGUUGAAGAUUUCAGACUCGUUUGUUGCAGAGUAAAUGGCGUUGGUCACUACCAGAGGAAGAACAACAGACCUCCAAAUGUCCAAGAAAUGGAAAGAGAGAGAAACAAGUCCCGAACGGAACAAAGUCUGGAUUGAACCUCCAAAUAAGGUUAAGGCCGAGACAAAAGUCCCUGUUGUUUACUACCUCUCGAGAAACGGCCAUCUCGAUCACCCUCACUUCAUCGAAGUCCCCCUCUCCUCCUCCCAAGGUCUCUUUCUCAGAGAUGUCAUCAAUCGCUUGAACUCGCUCCGUGGACAAGGCAUGGCUACCAUGUAUUCCUGGUCUUGUAAACGGAGCUACAAGAAUGGAUUCGUAUGGCAUGAUCUUUCCGAAAACGAUUUCAUCUACCCAGCACAUGGUCAAGAGUAUGUUCUCAAAGGAUCGGAGCUUCUUGAAGGUAAUUUGAUCUCCAAAUCUGAUGAAACAGUGUCUUCGGGCUCAAAAAACUCUUUCCUGGAGAGUCGAAAAUCCGAAGAAAUUUCCGAUUCUCCAUUGGUCAGGCAUAGGAGGAACCAGUCAUUGAGCGCGAUCGAUGUUCACGAGUACAAAGUCUACAAGGCCGAUUCCACAGGCGAGUACGCCGGAAGGGCCGCCGCCGACGCGUCGACACAGACCGACGACAGACGACGCCGGCGAAGAGCCAUCAGAGACGAAGCACCUGAGAAGGACAAGAAAAGCGAAGAAACGUGUCAGAACCAGAGCACAGAGCUAAGCAGAGACGAGAUCACUCCACCGCCGUCCGAUUCGAGUCCCGAAUCCCUAGAAACGUUGAUGAAAUCCGAGGGCAGGCUCACACUGUGCGCGUCCGGAGAAGUCGACGACGAUCGGACGGUGAGUAGCCAUCCAAGUGGACGGAUGAAGGCGUCUUCAGUUCUGAUGCAGUUGCUUUCCUGCGGUUCGGUCUCGUUCAGGGAUUGUGGGCCCGGGUAUGGAAAGGAUCAAGGGUUUUCGUUGAUCUCGUACUACAAGACGAGGGUGCCACGUGGUGCCGGGUCGAAUCGGGUCGGGAAGGAGGCCGAAGAAGCUUUGGGGGAAAAGGAAAACCCUAGAAAGGUUAUGGUGGAGGACAAAGAGUAUUUCAGUGGGAGCUUGAUAGAGACAAAGAAGGACGAAUUUCCAGCUCUGAAGAGAUCCUCCUCUUAUAACGCAGAGCGGUGCUCGAAAUUGGACCUUAUCGAGGAGAUAGACGGAGUAAAGGCAAGGUGCAUACCGAGGAAGCCGAAGACGCGGUCCAAAAAGGAAGGCAACAAUGACAUCUCCUGUAAUGCUGCUGAUAGUCAACAGGUAGCAAAAGAGUAGUGGUCCAACUUUAAGCCUAGAAGAACAAUAGAAGAAAAAUAGUAGUAUCAUUUUUCUGUGUCCCAAAGUCGUAAUGUGUAAUUGUAAUUGCAGUGUAGGAGAGAUCAAAAUGCAAAAGAAAACAAAAAAUUGUAAUGAAAUAGAUGGUAUUAGUAAUGUAGGCUAAAUUUGUGCAGUUAAUUACUUGCAGUUCAUGACACAGUGGCACCUACGUUCAAAGAAAAAAUGAAAGGGGCAUUUUUGUUCAUUUUUGAGUUUGUGAACUAUAUUUUCUCUC